This is a messenger RNA of Cololabis saira (Pacific saury), 4978 nucleotides long. RefSeq names its product cullin-associated and neddylation-dissociated 1 (gene cand1). The record is from RefSeq and is a predicted model, not a curated record. NCBI's taxonomy places the organism in Eukaryota, Metazoa, Chordata, Actinopteri, Beloniformes, Belonidae. The transcript is spliced from 26 exons. The coding region runs from base 208 to 3912 and encodes 1234 amino acids. Gene Ontology annotation, biological process: protein ubiquitination; SCF complex assembly. Gene Ontology annotation, cellular component: nucleus.
CUGACUCCGCCCCGCUGCAGACAGACUCGGCAGCUCCAUUGAAUCCCCGCUAACUCCGCUCCGGCUGCAGCGGCGGGACCAGUGUAGAGGCAGCAGCAGCAGCUCCAGCAGCCCCGGCUCCGCUCCCUCCAGCCCGAUCCCCGCCCACACCGCGGCCGGCGGCAGCCAAACACCCAGGUCUGCUAGCGGGAGGCUAACGGCCCCGACAUGGCGAGCGCCUCGUACCACAUCUCCAACCUGCUGGAGAAGAUGACCUCCAGCGACAAGGACUUCAGGUUUAUGGCAACUAAUGACCUGAUGACGGAACUACAGAAAGAUUCAAUAAAACUGGACGACGACAGCGAGAGGAAGGUGGUGAGGAUGAUCCUCAAGCUGUUGGAAGACAAGAAUGGAGAAGUUCAGAACUUGGCUGUCAAAUGCCUGGGACCUCUGGUCAGUAAAGUGAAAGAGUACCAAGUGGAGACGAUCGUGGACACUCUGUGCACCAACAUGCUGUCGGACAAAGAGCAGCUCAGAGACAUUUCUUCCAUCGGACUCAAAACUGUGAUUGGAGAGUUGCCGCCUGCUUCCAGUGGCUCAGCUUUAGCUGCCAGUGUUUGUAAGAAGAUAACGGGUCGGUUGACAAGUGCCAUCGCCAAACAGGAAGAUGUAUCGGUGCAGCUGGAGGCACUCGACAUCAUGGCAGAUAUGCUUUGCAGACAGGGCGGUCUUUUGGUGAAUUUCCAUCCCUCCAUCCUCAGCUGUCUCCUCCCCCAGCUCACCUCCCCCAGACUGGCCGUCAGAAAGAGGACCAUUAUGGCUCUGGGCCAUCUGGUGAUGUCCUGCGGUAACCUGGUCUUCAUUGACCUGAUCGAGCACCUUCUGACUGAGUUAGGGAGAAAUGACAACAUGUCAACCACUAGGACGUACAUCCAGUGCACGGCUGCCAUCAGCAGACAGGCUGGCCACAGGAUCGGAGAGUAUCUGGAGAAGAUCAUCCCUCUGGUUGUGAAGUUCUGUAACGUGGAUGAUGAUGAGCUCAGAGAAUACUGCAUCCAGGCCUUUGAGUCCUUCGUCAGGAGGUGUCCAAAAGAGGUUUAUCCCCAUGUUCCCACUGUCAUCUCCAUCUGCCUGCGCUACCUAACCUAUGACCCCAAUUACAACUUUGAUGAUGAAGAUGAGGAUGAUAACGCCAUGGAUGCUGAGCAGAAUGAUGAGGACUACCAAGGCAGUGACGAUGAAUACAGUGAUGACGAUGACAUGAGCUGGAAGGUCCGGAGGGCGGCAGCCAAGUGCCUGGAUGCCGUCGUUUCAACUCGUCACGAGAUGCUGCCAGAGUUUUAUCGCUCUGUCUCCCCUGCACUCGUCUGCCGCUUCAAGGAGAGGGAGGAGAACGUGAAAGCAGAUGUUUUCCACGCCUACCUGUCGCUGCUGAAACAGACCAGACCAGCUCAGAGCUGGUUGGCUGAUCCAGAUGCCAUGGAGCAGGGAGAAACCCCACUAACGAUGCUCCAGAGCCAGGUGCCCAUGAUUGUGAAAGCUCUUCACAAGCAGCUGAAGGAGAAAAGUGUCAAAACUCGUCAGUGUUGUUUCAACAUGUUGACAGAGCUGGUGAAUGUCCUCCCAGGAGCCCUUACUCAGCACAUCCCAGUGCUAAUACCAGGUAUCAUCUUCUCUCUGAAUGAUAAGUCAAGCAGCUCCAACCUGAAGAUCGACGCUUUGGCCUGCCUCCAUGUCAUCAUGGUCACGCACCCAGCUCACGCCUUCCACGCCCACGUCCCUGCCCUCGUCCCGCCCGUGGUGGCAUGUGUGGGAGACCCCUUUUACAAGAUCACCUCUGAGGCUUUACUUGUCACCCAGCAGCUUGUCAAGGUGAUCCGACCACUGGAUAACCAGUCAGAGGGCUCUGACAGCUUUGACCCCUCCCCCUACAUCAAUGACCUCUUCACCUGCACGAUUAAGCGCCUGAAGGCCGCCGACAUAGACCAGGAAGUCAAAGAACGAGCCAUUUCCUGUAUGGGACAGAUCAUCUGUAACCUAGGCGACCGUCUGCCCAAUGAGCUUCCAGGAACACUGCUGAUCUUUUUAGAGCGCCUGAAGAACGAGAUCACACGGCUGACGACGGUGAAAGCUCUGACGUUGAUUGCCGGCUCUCCGUUGAAAAUCGAUUUGAGGCCAGUUCUUCCUGAUGCCGUUCCCAUCCUGGCCUCCUUCCUCCGAAAGAACCAACGAGCUCUAAAGCUCUGCACUCUGGCCGCUCUGGACAUCCUGCUCCGGAACUACAGCUCUGCAGUGACUCCCGUCAUGGUGGACGCCGUCCUGGCCGAGCUGCCCCCUCUCAUCUCGGAGAGCGACAUGCACGUGUCUCAGAUGGCACUGAGCUUCCUGUCCACUCUGGCCGUGACUCACCCGUCCUCGCUGGGGCAGCUGAGCGGAGGGAACAUCCUGCAGCAGCUAAUUGCUCUGGUUCGAUCACCGCUCCUGCAGGGCGGGGCUCUCGCCGCUAUGCUGGAAUUCUACCAGGCCUUGGUGGGUACAGAGACUCCCGGUCUGGGUUACAUGGACCUGCUAAGGAUGCUGACGGGCCCAGUUUACUCGCAGAGUGCAGCUCUGCCUCACAAGCAGGCGUACUGCUCAAUCGCCAAAUGUGUGGCAGCUCUGACGAGAGCCUGUCCCACCGAGGGCCCCGCUGUGGUGGGACAGUUCAUUCAGGAUGUGAAGAACAGCCGCUCAACAGACUCCAUCCGGCUGCUCGCCCUGCUCUCAUUGGGUGAAGUGGGACAUCACGUGGACCUCAGUGGUCAGCCAGAACUCAAGACUGUUAUCCUGGAUGCUUUCUCUUCCUCCAGUGAAGAGGUGAAAUCUGCAGCUUCGUAUGCACUAGGCAGCAUCGCUGUGGGGAAUCUUCCAGAGUAUCUGCCCUUCGUCCUGCAGGAGAUCUCCUCCUCCAAGAGGCAGUACCUGCUGCUGCACUCACUCAAAGAGAUCAUCAGUUCGGCGUCUGUGGCUGGUCUGAAACCAUACGUGGAGUCAGUUUGGGCUCUGCUGCUCAAACACUGUGAGUGUCAAGAGGAAGGAACCAGGAAUGUGGUGGCCGAAUGUUUGGGAAAACUGACGCUGAUUGACCCCGAAACCCUGCUGCCCCGCCUCAAAGGAUACCUGCUGUCAGGUUCAUCAUACGCUAGGAGCUCCGUGGUAACGGCGGUGAAGUUCACCAUCUCUGAUCAACCACAGCCCAUCGACCCACUGCUAAAGAACUGCAUAGGUGAUUUCCUGAAAACGCUGGAGGACCCGGACCUAAACGUGCGACGUGUUGCCUUGGUAACAUUCAACUCUGCUGCCCACAACAAACCCAGUCUGAUCCGAGAGCUGCUGGACUCAGUUUUACCACAACUUUACAAUGAGACCAAAGUGAGGAAGGAGCUGAUCCGAGAGGUGGAGAUGGGCCCUUUCAAACACACUGUGGAUGAUGGGUUGGACUUGAGGAAGGCUGCGUUUGAGUGCAUGUAUACUCUGCUGGACAGCUGCCUGGACCGGCUCGACAUCUUCACCUUCCUGAACCACGUAGAAGACGGUCUCAAAGACCAUUAUGACAUCAAGAUGCUGACAUUCCUGAUGCUGGCCAGACUGUCAUCGCUGUGUCCCAGUGCUGUUCUGCAGAGACUAGACAGACUGGUGGAACCGCUGAGAGCCACCUGCACCACUAAGGUGAAGGCAAACUCGGUGAAGCAGGAGUUUGAGAAGCAGGACGAGCUGAAGCGCUCGGCAAUGCGAGCUGUCGUCGCGCUGCUGACAAUCCCUGAGGCUGAGAAGUCGCCGCUGAUGUCAGAAUUUCAGUCCCAGAUCUCGUCCAACCAAGAGCUGGCGGCCAUCUUCGACUCCAUCCAGAGAGACUCCAGCUCCGCCAACAUGGAAUCCAUGGAUACCAGCUAAAUGGACAGACAUGGAACAACUUCCCACGAUGCAACACGGCACCACCCCGCUGCUGGAGCGCUAACCCUGCAGCAUGUUUCCAUGACAACAGGACGCAGAGACAGACACACACACAUAUACAUACACACACUUAACAUACAGUAUACAUUUGUAGUGACACACCAUCUCCUAGCGAUUGAUCGUUCCAUGAUGCAUUGCACUGAAAUCAGCUGUUGGAAAAGAAAGCUGUUGGAAAAGGAGGAAGACUGGUGUACAGCUCACACAAACAAAAAGAACUUAAAGAUCGCAACAUAAAAAAUUCCUGAAAAAUAAUUUCCAUCAGGCUUGGAAGCUCCUCCCACUUCCUUUUUUUUCGUAAUUUUUUUUUUUUUUACGAGGUCUUCUGAUUGGGUGCUCUCUCCGUGCAUCAUUCUUCUUCCUUUUUUUAAAUUCUUUUUUUUUAUUAUAAUUCCAGAAAGUUCCACAGGUACUGUGGCCUGAUUGGCCACUGCUGAGUGACUGACAGCAUGUCAUCAAAACUGACCAAUGGGGGAAGAAAAACAGCCUUUUCUUAUUGGGGCUGUGGUGACCAAUGGGAGAAGGGUUUGCUUCUUUUUUUUUUUUUUCUUUCUUCCAUUUGUUUUGUUUUUUGUGAAAGAUGUAGGCAACCAAUAGGAGGCUUUGGGGGAGAAAACAGUUGGUGGGCUUUUACUGUUUUGUGGACCAAUCAGCAUCUCUUGUUUCUGCCUGAUUUAAUAGACCCACCCUCACUUCUUCACUCCAGCAAGGAAGAGGAAGGAUUAUUGGACCAGACCCCAUCAGACCUGAGCGGACCACAUUGGCUGUUACAAUUCCCAGUGUAAAACAAAUUUACAAUAUUCUGUUGGCUGCACACGGUUUCUCAAACCGGUUCGAGCUGGUUAAGCCUGGUCAACUGCAGUUUGAUUUAACUGUCAUUCUAGUGUGCUUGGUUUAAUGUGUUUAAACCAGGUCCAGACUGGUUUAAUCCGGUUUUGUCCGUUCUGGUCUGGACAAUCCACUAUUGUUUAUCGCCCAACGAAAAAUAAAAAGGUCCAUUUCUGCCUGC